GGUCCUCCAAAUCUCCAACCUUAGGAACCCAAAGACUGGCACCACGGUGAGGGCAGCACCAACCAAAGAGCCAAAAGAUUUGCGGCCACUCCUCACAAAGGAGAGGUUGUUGACACAGCAAUCUGGCAACGAGCCGAGUGACAGUCUCUCUCUCCCUCUCUCUCUCUCUAGCUAGCUCAGGAGCAACGGUGUCGAGAACAGAUUACGCAAGGGCACCACCAUUGUCAGGUCUGAAGAAACGGCGAAAGAGGGCUUAUUCAAAAUGACCGACGCUACCGCUACGCUCUCCAUCGGUCUCGACCAACCGAAUCGGUACCGUCUGUACGCGUUCAAAGCGUGUCCGUUUGCUCAUCGAGUGCGACUGCUGCGAUUGCUGGCGGCUGAAGACGCCAUGGAAGUUUCGUUUGCCAAAGAUCAGAAUGCCGACGACAAAAUGUACGUCUUUGAUCCACCGGAACCCGUGUUUUCUGCCACCACACUUAAGCAGGUGUACCAGCAGUCUGCCGCUCCGGACUACAGUGGCCGAUUCUCCACUCCCUUGGUCAUUGAUCAGACGACUAAACAAAUGGUCCACAACGAAUCCUUGGACAUCGCCGUGGCCAUGGCGCAAAGCGACAAUAGCAAAACAUUAUUGCCCGAGGGCGCCACCGAUUUGGCCCAGGAAUUGGCCAACAUCACCAUGCUGCCGUACAAAUAUCUCAUGACCAAGGAUGCCACGCAAAAACAAGACAUUGUCGACCAAUUGGAGGCUACGCUGGACAAGUACGAGAGCUUGUUGGGGACCCAACCGUAUCUUCUGGGAGAACAUAUUUCACUGCCGGAUUGCAUUCUCUGGAUCACGCUCAUUCGAUUCGACAAUGUCUACGGUCGCAUCUUUGGGAUUCUUUCGUCGUCAAAGACCAUUCAGUCCGACUAUCCCAACCUGACCAAAUACGUUGAACGCAUCUGGAAGACACCGUCGCAGUCUUCCAAGACGACAUUGGGAGACGAAAUUGACAUGCCCGAACUGGUCCGACUCUACUGGGUGUCACCCACCAUUGGAGCGCUGUGCAGUCAUGAUCAAUCGCUGCCUCCUCCACCCGUGUUGGAUCUCUUUUAAUUAUUAAAUGUGUAAUUACUAGUACUUGGAAUCAGU
This is a messenger RNA of Seminavis robusta, 1135 nucleotides long. Lineage: Eukaryota; Bacillariophyta; Bacillariophyceae; Naviculales; Naviculaceae. The record is from the annotation of a GenBank genome assembly.